AUGUCGCCAAGCGCUGUCCCCGCACGCAAGUCGUACAGCAUCGCCUCCAUGGGCGCCGAUGGCAUCGGCCCGGAGGUCGUGGAUGCUGGUGUUGAGGUGCUCAAGGUCCUCGCCGAAACGCUCGACUCGUUCGACCUUGACUUUACCGAGUACGACUGGAGCUCCGAGACGUACAAGAAGACCGGCAAGUACAUUCCCGACGGCGGCCUCGAGCAGCUGAGGAAGCACGACGCCAUUCUCUUCGGCGCCGUUGGCGUUCCUGACGUUCCCGAUCACAUCUCCCUCUGGGGCCUCCGUCUCGCCAUCUGCCAGCCCUUCCAACAGUACGCCAACGUCCGCCCCACCCGUGUCCUGCCCGGGACGCAGUCUCCCCUGCGCAAUUGCAAGACGGGCGACCUCGACUGGGUAAUCAUCCGCGAGAACAGCGAGGGAGAGUACGCCGGUCAGGGCGGCCGCUCCCACCGCGGCGAGCUCUGGGAGACCGCCACCGAGGUGUCCAUCUUCACGCGCCAUGGUGUCGAGCGUCUCAUGCGCUUCGCCUUCGAGACCGCCCAGAACAGGCCGCGCAAGCUCCUCACAGUCGUCACCAAGAGCAACGCCCAGAGGAACGGCAUGGUCCUGUGGGACGAGGUCGCCGCCAUCGUGGCCAAGGACUUCCCCGACGUCACGGUCGACAAGAUGCUCGUCGACGCCAUGACCACGAGGAUGGUCCUGAAGCCCGAGACCCUCGACACCAUCGUCGCCACCAACCUCCACGCCGAUAUUCUCUCCGAUCUCGCUGCCGCCCUCGCCGGCUCCAUCGGCAUCGCGCCGACCAGCAACCUCGACCCCUCGCGCCAGAACCCUUCCAUGUUCGAGCCAAUUCACGGCUCCGCAUUCGACAUUACGGGCAAGGGCGUCGCCAACCCCGUCGCCACAUUCUGGACCGCCGCCGAGAUGCUGACGUGGGUCGGAGAGAAGCAGGCCGCCGACCAGCUGAUGGAGUGCGUCGAGGCCGUGUGCCAGGCCGGCAUCAACACUCCUGAUCUCGGCGGCUCGGCCACGACCAAGGAGGUCACGGCGGCUGUCAUCGCCGAGAUCAAGACGAAGCUCGGCAAGGCGACAAAGGCGGCGCAGUAG
Messenger RNA from Verticillium alfalfae VaMs.102, 1119 nucleotides. RefSeq names its product tartrate dehydrogenase/decarboxylase. The coding region runs from base 1 to 1119 and encodes 372 amino acids. Gene Ontology annotation, molecular function: oxidoreductase activity, acting on the CH-OH group of donors, NAD or NADP as acceptor; magnesium ion binding; NAD binding. The transcript is spliced from 2 exons. The record is from RefSeq and is a predicted model, not a curated record. Lineage: Eukaryota; Fungi; Ascomycota; Sordariomycetes; Glomerellales; Plectosphaerellaceae.